GCACAGUCUGUACUGUGAAUUGUAUUUAAAUAGGAAAUGUGAUCUGCUUGAUGUACCCUGUGUAGCUCAUUUGGACAUUACCUGUACACAGUAAGAACUUGAUACCUUUGCAGAGCUCUAACAUGAAGAUCUUUGCUUGGCUUAUGAUCGCCACAGCUUUUGCCGCUAACAGUUGGGCAUUAGAUAGGUGCAGUGUGGUGGAAGCGAUUAGAAAUGGGGGAGUUAUUGGCAUCAAAGGAUAUACCCUGGGGGACUAUGUGUGCAUGGCUUAUCACGCUAGUCGAUAUGAUACCUCCCUGAACAGAAGUCCAACAGAGUACGGCAUCUUCCAGAUCAACAGCUACUGGUGGUGCGAUGAUGGCAGAACAGUAGGACGCAAGAACCUCUGUGGAAUGUCAUGUAGAAAUUUACUGAACAGUAACAUUGAGGAUGAUGUGAGGUGCCUUAAAAGGAUUUUGAGAGACCCGAAUGGACUCAGUGCUUGGAGUGUUUGGACCAGAUACUGUAAAGGAAGAGACCUAAGUUCAUACUCCAACUGGUGCUAAUAUAUGCCUUGUGUGUGUACCAAAUCAGUCACAGUGAAAUUAUUAUUAUAAAUUAAUUGAAUUACUGAUCAUGUGAAUCAAUAAAACAUGAUUUCCUCUGGA
Messenger RNA from Xenopus laevis (African clawed frog), 647 nucleotides. RefSeq names its product lysozyme C. The transcript has 4 exons. Bases 123 to 545 code for a protein of 140 amino acids. The record is from RefSeq and is a predicted model, not a curated record. Lineage: Eukaryota; Metazoa; Chordata; Amphibia; Anura; Pipidae.